AUGGGCAAUUCAAGCACCAAAGAGUCUCGUCCGGUCGACCCGGCGACCGACUAUCGCCAAAGCCAGACUGCCUAUCUGGGCACAUCGACUUCCAGGGAUCCUCCAGCCGAUCGGUUCAGCUCACGGAGGCAGAGUCGCUUUAGCAGAGGCGACCUCAACCUGCUCGGACUCGGAGCAACCGGAUCCUCCAGCGCUGCCAGCAGAGACGAUGUCCCUUAUGAGCGGAGAGAGACGAGACAAGAAAGGGAGGCCCGACGACUCGAGCGAGAACGCGUUGCCAGAGAGAAGGAGCGUGAGCGCAGCAUGAAGGAAGAACAUGUUGACGGCGGCUACCUCGUCACCCUUGGAACAUACACUGGCCCCGAAGAUUUUAGCAAACCCAUCAUUGAGAGGCGUCUUGCGCCCUUCUGGAGAGGCCUCAAUGACUAUUCCGACAACUGGACCGAAUACCAGCUCAUUUGCGCAGGCCGCGGCCUUCCCAUCCCCGCUGCCGACGAGCAACCUCCACCCGAGUUCAUUCCGCAGGCCAACUCGCCUGCCUCGCCUGACGACCCGUCACAGAACCUCGCCGGCCUGACCGUCCCAAUGGGCCCGAGGUCUUUGUCCGUUGGCUCGGACCGUAGCGGCUCCUUACCUGGCUCCGGCAUUUCAUCACCCAAUGCCGCUCAACAACAGCAGCGUAGCAGUUCGCCCUUCAAGCCCCGAGCGAAAGCUCUGGCCGCUGCCUUGAGCGGAGCGUCACGCAACAACUCGUCGGGUGACGCUGCUCCACGCGAAAUCAGGCUUCCCAACGACCCAUACGUCAACGGACAACCCCUAGAAGUCUUCCUGUACAAGGACGCUUGUGAAUGCCCCAUCUGCUUCCUGACAUACCCGCCUUACCUGAAUCGUACUCGGUGUUGCGACCAGCCCAUCUGUAGUGAAUGCUUCGUCCAGAUCAAGCGCGCCGAUCCUCACUAUCCCGAACACCACGGCGAACCGAAUGAGCAGCCUCCGAACCCCGCCAACCCGGAAGAAGCUUCCGAGAUGCUGAUUUCCGAACCCGCUCAGUGCCCCUACUGUCAACAGACGGAGUUCGGUGUAACUUACGACGCCCCCCCAUUCCGUCGUGGUCUCUCCUACGCCAUCGGAUACCCGUCGCAGAAUACCGCCAUGUCAUCACAGAGCUCCCUGAGCUCAACUUUAUCACCGACUUCACCCAACUCUUUUAACAGACGACGUGCUCAAAGUCUGUCGGCUAACGCCCCGAACGUUGUCACGACGGACCGAGUACGCCCUGAUUGGUCGACGAAACUUGCGGCGCAGCGGGCACACCAAGCCCGGAGGGCUGCCGCGGCAACGGCAUUGCACACCGCUGCAUUCCUCAUGGGCAACAAUGAGCAACAACGCGGGUUCACGUUUACGAGGCCUGGUCGUUUCAGCCGCAGGAACACCGGUAGCCGUACGUCUUCGGGGCCGUCUAAUCACCCUGCAGAAGAAAGCCCCAACCGUCAUCCCGAAAGCGAAGCUGUCCAGGCUGGACCCGAACCGGGACCGCGGGGUUCCUCGGGUCGUGGAGCUCUCAAUAAUAGGAGAAGCAGGAUGGAGGAGUUGGAGGACAUGAUGUUUAUGGAAGCUGUCCGGCUCUCUCUCGCAGCGGAGGAAGAGCGAAAACGCAAGCAGGAGAAGGCGGAACGCAAAGAGGCCAAGAAGAGGGGCAAGGAGGAGCGCAAAGCUGUCAAGAAGCAGGACCGUCAAAGCUUCUACGGGGGUGAACAAAGCUCUGCGAGCGCUAGCAGUCUCUCUCUUGGUCUUGGUCGACGCCGUGGCAAUAGUACCACUAGUAACCUUCGCGUGGAAGCUACUCUUCAGGGGGCACAGUCGACUUCUGCUGGUGCCAGCGCCGAUACAUCACCAAUCGCGGCGCCGAGCAACACGGGCCCAACCUCCGCCCCUUCUCUAGCACCAGUUCCGACAGCGAGCUCCAAGGGCAAAGCUGUCGAGCGCCCAGCAGUCGAGACGCAGUCUUCUGAGAACAGCUUCCAGAGCACCUCGUCAACUCCAUCGUUACCCAUCCCAACACCCGGUCGGGGUCCUUCUCAUCUUAGACAUAUGAGUAAUGCGUCAUCCAUCUCGUCCUCCCUAGCUGAUAGUGCUGCCGGAAGCUACACCAAUCAGGUAUACCUCGAUCCUCGGGCGAGCGAACUGAGUGUUGGCAACCGAAGCGAAGAAGGCGACCGCGACAACACUGAGCCGAUGUUCAACUUUCGGAGCCUGGCGGAAAUGGUAGGGGUUGAUAUUGAGAACGGUGAGACCAACGAGAAUGAGGGAGGAGCGUCGGGUGAAGGUCAGAGGGCCACGACAAGGAAGAAGGACGAAGUUGAAGACGAACCCGAAGCCGAGCAUAUGGAGGAGACCUCUAUCGAGCCACCCACCCAUGCCAGUGUUGGUAUUUUGAAGCUUCCACCUACUGUCCCCGAAGAGCCUGUCGACGGCAGAAGUAGCAAGGGCGAUGUGUCUCCUGGCAGCGGGGCACUAACUCCAGAGGUCACGAUCACCCCCGAGACCCCAGGGCUAGCAACUGAAGAGGAUACCGAAAUGAAGAGGCUCGGUCACGACAACGUCGUGGAGAGAUCCUCCGAGAUUAUACAGUAG
Colletotrichum graminicola M1.001 is the source of this 2634-nucleotide messenger RNA. RefSeq lists its product as uncharacterized. The transcript has 2 exons. The record is from RefSeq and is a predicted model, not a curated record. Bases 1 to 2634 code for a protein of 877 amino acids. Gene Ontology annotation, cellular component: cytoplasm. Lineage: Eukaryota; Fungi; Ascomycota; Sordariomycetes; Glomerellales; Glomerellaceae.